AUGGAAGCUGUAUUUAGUGAUUUACAGAAACAGGGGAAAAAUAACGUGGAUAAUCUAGUGAAAUGGUUCAAAGAUGCGAAAAUAAUAGACCAAAGCAAAGAACAGGAGGAGAAACUCCGCAGUUUCUUCGCCGACGUGCCGGACAAGAAAAAUGUAGCCGUGGACAAGUUUAAAGAAGUUCUCGGUAAAGUCACAGAAGAAUUCAAGAAGAAUGCUGAUGUAGCGGCCAAGCAGUUGGCGGAGAACGGGCCCAAAUUGCUGCAGGCGGUUAGACAGGCGGCAGAGGGGGCCACCAGCGCGGUAAAAGAUCUCAUACCUAAAGGGAAGUGAGGAAAUAAAGUGA
This is a messenger RNA of Helicoverpa zea (corn earworm), 343 nucleotides long. RefSeq lists its product as uncharacterized. NCBI's taxonomy places the organism in Eukaryota, Metazoa, Arthropoda, Insecta, Lepidoptera, Noctuidae. The record is from RefSeq and is a predicted model, not a curated record. The transcript has 2 exons. Bases 1 to 330 code for a protein of 109 amino acids. Gene Ontology annotation, biological process: microtubule polymerization. Gene Ontology annotation, molecular function: tubulin binding.